Cladocopium goreaui is the source of this 637-nucleotide messenger RNA. NCBI's taxonomy places the organism in Eukaryota, Dinophyceae, Suessiales, Symbiodiniaceae. The record is from the annotation of a GenBank genome assembly.
CGGUUCAAACGCAACUUUCCGACGUGUGAUGAAUUCAUAUUUUGACGCAGUGGUCGGCGAUGACGAUGAAAAGGAACAAAACAAAGUGGAGGUGGCGGAGCUCCAGAACUCCCAAGAAGAGGUUCCAAAGUUGCAGCGCCAGCUUGUCGAAGUUGAGGGGCAACUCGCAGCGGCCCUUGCAGAAGUGACUCACCUCAAGGCCGAAAAGGAACUUAGCGAGGCUCUGGUGCAAGACCUUCAGCAAGCGUUGGCUAAAGCCGAAGACCAGGUUUCAUUUUGCGAGAAGCGGCUCGCGGAAGUUGAGGCGCGAAACAGUCAGACCCUUGCAGACCUGGCCGCCGCGGAAGCUGACGGUUCCCAGGUCAAAGAUCUGCAGGAGCAAUCGACUGCUGCUCGUGCUGCGAUGGCAGACUUGGUCACGGACAAGGAAGAGAGCCUUGCGACCAUUAAGAAUGGGUCAUUGAGCCAAGCCCAAGAGCAGGAGCUGCCACCAAUGCCCCUGGCUCCUCCUGAGUCUCGGAUGGAGGGCGACGAACUCUGGAAUGCAACUGCCAAUGACAGAAGGGACUUCUUCCACAGGACGAAUACGCCAAGCAACGAUGAAGGCGAACCAGCUGGGCUUCCGUUGCAGACGCGC